CACUGCAACUGGCAACACUGGCCACUCUAGAAAUGGCGAGCCACAGCAACAACGCAUCUGCUGUCGUGAUGCUUGGCGGUUAUAUGCUGAUGUUUUUGCUAUGCAAGCGAAGAAAGCAACGAGCGCGCAAAGUGCUGCGACCGAGAAGCACGUGGAGGCGAAAAAUGUGCAGAAAUCGCAAGUUCGGCCACUCAUCUUUGCUCAUUCCUUUGCUGCGCCGGUCGGACCCUGAAUACUACUUCGAUUACAUGAGGAUGUUUCCGGCGACGUUCGAGAAGUUGCUGUGUUUGGUUAGAAGUGGGAUCGAGCGACUGGACACCAACUGGAGAACGGCCAUCCCGGCGCGGACACGACUCGAAAUAACACUUAGGUUUCUUGCAAGUGGUGACACUCAGCGCUCGUUGUCAUUUUCAUAUAUGAUUGGAAGAUCGACUGUUUCUAAUAUUAUUUCAGAAACCACGCAAGUGAUUUGGGAAACCCUGAAAAAAAGAUACGUUAAGUGCCCAACGAAACCCGAGGAGUGGCGCGAUAUUGCUAGAGGUUUUGAGCAGCGGUGGAAUUUUCCUAACUGCGUCGCUAAGUGGUGCAAGAAAUUUUUUUUUACUAAAGCACAAAUGAGAAUUUCGAUACAAACACUGCUGUAGGGCUCUAUGGAGCACUGUAUCAGUGCAAGUUGCAGGCUAGAAAUGUAUUAUGUGACUGCCUAUUUACACUUAUUUCGCAUUUAAAACGUUUUGUAACUACCUAAGCACAGGGAAACACAUCAAUAAGUGUACUGAGCGAUAUGAAAGUACAGUAUCUAAAGCGUAGAUGCUUAUCGUAUAAAGGAAUA
This is a messenger RNA of Dermacentor silvarum, 832 nucleotides long. RefSeq lists its product as uncharacterized. The record is from RefSeq and is a predicted model, not a curated record. The transcript is spliced from 3 exons. The coding region runs from base 33 to 644 and encodes 203 amino acids. Lineage: Eukaryota; Metazoa; Arthropoda; Arachnida; Ixodida; Ixodidae.